Messenger RNA from Acanthoscelides obtectus, 567 nucleotides. Lineage: Eukaryota; Metazoa; Arthropoda; Insecta; Coleoptera; Chrysomelidae. The record is from the annotation of a GenBank genome assembly.
AUGAAAAGAGAACAUUAUUCACACAUCAAUUUACUGAACGAGUUGAAAUUUGCACCCAAAGACUGGCAUAACUACCUGCGUAUGAACGAAGAAACUUACUUGAAGCUUCUAUCGAUGGUUACUCCACUUAUUAAAAAGCAAGAUACUGUAAUGCGAAAAGCUGUAUCGCCACACGAAAGAUUGACAGCAACUCUGAGGUUUCUCGCAACUGAAAGGAGUUACGAAGACCUGAAGUUUACAACAAUAAUAUCACCCCAGGCGUUGGGUGUUAUUAUUCCAGACACAUGUGAAGCGAUAUACAAAGUACUGCGGAAGGAUUAUUUUAAGUUUCCACAAACAGAAGAUGAACGGAAAAAUAUAGCAAAACAUUUUGAAAAUAGGUGGAAUUUUCCACAUUGCCUUGGGGCCAUAGACGGGAAACACAUAGACAUUAUUCCUCCAAGUGGAAGUGGCUCCUAUUUUUAUAAUUAUAAAGGUCGACACAGUAUGGUACUUCUUGUAACAGUGGAUGCUAGGUACCAAAUUAUAAUGUGCAGCUUUGGUGUUAACGGCAUGAUAUCAGACUGA